AUGGUGCCGAUCCCAACCUCAAGUUCAACGGAUUCACUCCCUGGCAAAAAUGCUUGGUACACGGCAUGGGGCUAUGUUCCAGUGAGCCAGUUGCUACCGGUUCUUGACAUUUUGCUAGAGUACGGCGCAGACUCGAACGCCUACGUCGAAAACAACGUCAGGCUGUCCAAACGCAAAUGGCAAAAGAGUCGCCAUACAGUGCUUCUGGUAGCUUCUGAUGACCCUGGCUCUUAUGCUGACUGUGGCUCUGAUGAUGACAGUGGCUAUUAUGCAGAAACGCGAGCUGAGCAAGAGAGACUGGACAAAUUCAUCGGAGUGUUGAAAAAGAGAGGCGGAAAGACCAAGGAGUGGAGGGAGGAGACUAAGGUUUUUGUGCGCCAUGCGAUUUUGGGCGGUCUUCAAGCACAGAAGUUGUGCACAAUACUCUAA
Molecule: messenger RNA, 429 nt
Organism: Diaporthe citri
Lineage: Eukaryota; Fungi; Ascomycota; Sordariomycetes; Diaporthales; Diaporthaceae
Exons: 1
Coding region: 1-429 (142 amino acids)
Source: RefSeq, a predicted model, not a curated record